Molecule: messenger RNA, 1719 nt
Organism: Botrytis byssoidea
Lineage: Eukaryota; Fungi; Ascomycota; Leotiomycetes; Helotiales; Sclerotiniaceae
Exons: 4
Coding region: 1-1719 (572 amino acids)
Source: RefSeq, a predicted model, not a curated record
AUGAGACGUCCAAGUCUCCGUCGAUUUAAACAAAGCACGGAUGGGUCAUCAUCUCCUCCUGCAAAUUCUUCUUGUACACCCCCUUCCAGUUUCCGUGGCUCGUCGUAUUUUACUUCAAAGGUAGUCAAGCGGGCAAAGAAGACAAGCGAAGAUUCGCCAAACUAUUCAUCUCCCUUAUCUUUCUGGACUAAGCGGAAUUCUCCAGAAAUCGAGGAGAGUCCCCACGGAUCCACUAUUGUAAACAACCCUGGUUCUACUGUAGAAUCAAAGUCUCCAAGGAAAGACGUCCAAGACUGGAACAUUACUAGGCUUUUUGAUCCAAUUCCCAGUGAUUCGAUUAAUCAGACCCCAGUACAAGGCCCAUCUCAUAGCAACUCGGAUUGGAAUGAACCGAUAAAUUUCGAUACCAGACCAAUUGUUCCACAACAAGGAAUUGACCCACCUCGACCCGCCCGUGAAGGUUAUGAAUGGGUAUGGUUUCCAGCAGGAUACUGGGCUGAGCGCGAGCUACCAGCAGGGCUCAGCAUAACGAAUCCAGAAGGACUUAGAAGUGGUAAAACCUAUUUCUUUUCAAGAGCUGGUGAAAGUACGAGCAAUGACUCUGAGGGAUCCACAUCGCCAAAAGGCUCUCGAAGAUUUUGGGGUAGCUUCUCUUCCAGGGUUGUCAAACAGUAUUCAGGGCAAUCGUUCAAGGGAUCCAUAAACUCCGCUAUAUCUUCAAGUAAAAGUGAAAGAUUUUUGAAUACCUUACAAUCGAUAUCACCAACCCAUUCUCGGAACGGUUCUCCCUCGGUUGAAUCCGAAGGGCUUUGUGGCAAGACAAAACGCAACACACCUUUAAGACUCCAUCUUGCAGUACCCUUCAGUAGAAAGAAAAAGAAGCCCGACACGCCAUCUGUUGCGUCUUCACGAGUUACACCAUCUAGUCCUCAAACUGCACGGGUUCUCGAGGGUGCCAUUGGCUAUUUCGAUACAUACGGAGAGCAGCCAAACGCUACAUCGUCAUCCUCAAAUGCAUCAAUGGGAUCGAAGCCUCGGUGGAGAUUUGGAACCCUUCCGUGGCAUCGGAGGCUAUCUGACAACUCAAUGUCAGCCUCUAGCUCCAUAUGCGAUCUAUUGGCCGGAAAAACUCCAAUGGGAACACCAAGAUCCGAUCAACGUUAUGUUGGAGCAGCAGGAAAAUCAUACGUGAAAGUUGAAAUAUCGGAACCUGAUGCACCUACUUUUCUUCCGUCUGAAGCUCAACGAGUCGACACACCGCUGUGGUCCCCCAAGCGAGACCCCCGGCGUGGCUUUCUUUCAAACAUGUUUCCAUACGAGAGUGAGCAAAAGGUACCAGAGAAACACUGUAGUGGCACGGCGAGACAGCGACGUGAUACAAACCGCUCGACUUUACGACACUUGUUAAAAACGCCAACGCUGUUCACCCCAACUAGUCGUCAUGGGUCACCAGAAUCCGAAAGGCACUCCAAAUCGAGACCUUCAACACCCAUUAGAUCUUCUGUGUCGCAACACUUUUCCAAAGCCCAUGCCUUUGAACUCAAUGUUCCUGAUCAUUUACCUAACAGUCCCCUAUGCCCUGCAAAUCCUAUGCAUCCGAGCAAAGGUCAAGCAGUAUGUCCAAUGCAUGGUCGCAAUAGAACUCAGAGUCACUCGCCUAGUUUUAGUCGAAGUAGAACGCCUGAUAUCGAGAUAAGAGUAAUAUCAGAUCAAGAGUGA